AAAAUAGGCAUGUCUAAAGUGUGGCCCAGGGGCCGUUUGUGGCCCUCAGAGUGAUUUUGUGAACAUUUUAUCAGGUUUUAUUAUUCCUGAUGUUUUUUUUUUGUUUGUCUUUUCUCUGACAUUGUUUUGUUUAUUUCUUCAGGUUGUGAGAUUUUUAUGUUUGUUAUUUUGUUUUUAGUCUCUUGCUGACGUGCUAUUUUUCAUCCCUUUGAGGUUAUUGCAGUCAUUUCCUCUGAGUCUUUGUGUUUUUUUUGUGAAUCACACGUGAGUCAGGGAAGAUAGAAUGUGCAGCGUGCACGGACCUGCAGCAGCACGAGAAGGCAGUUUAAAACCGCCGCUGGGAGACGGAGACUGACUUCAGGAUUCAAACAACAUGGAGAUGAACUGGACUUCAGUCUGCGGGCUUCUGGCUGCGGUUUGCUUGGUCCAGGUGGUGCACAGCUUCUACUCUGAGCGGCGCUGCGAGUGUAACGGGAGGGCUCAGUUCUGCCAGCUCGAUGCCACGGGUCUCAGGUGUAUCGAGUGUCAAGGAAACACCGAAGGUCGUCACUGUGAGCGCUGCAAGGUUGGUUUCUACCUCCAGGGGGCGGGACUCAGCUGCACACCCUGCAACUGUAAUCCUACAGGUUCUGUCAGAGCAGCGUGUGACAGCAGGGGGCGCUGUAGCUGCAAAGAUGGCGUCAGAGGAGAGAAAUGUGACCGCUGCCCCGAUGGGCCGAUCAGACCCGACGGCUGCUUGCGCAGCCAGCAGAAGCGAGAGGAUUCUGGGAGUUUGAGUCUGCCGUGUUUCUGUUACGGACACAGCCAGCAGUGUUCUGCCACACGUGGUUACUCCAUCUACAACGUCACCUCCACCUUCUCCACAGGUCCAGAAGGUUGGAAGGCAGCGACGGUCCGGGGCGUCACUCCUGAUGACGUUCACUUCCGUUGGUCACCAAAACACCAGGACUUGGAGGUCAUCUCCAGAGUCAGCCCACCAAUAUACCUGCAUGCCCCAGAACCCUUCCUGGGGAACCAGCUGCUGAGUUAUGGACAGAACCUCUCCUUCUUGUUGCGUUUGGACCGUGGUGUCCCACACCCGUCCACCAAUGAUGUGGUCUUAGAGGGCGCCGGUAUGAGAGUCUCCGCCUCUCUGGGGGACCUGAGAACCGUCAUCCCCUGUGGACAGAAGAUCAGCUACAGUUUCAGGCUGGACGAGCAACUUGGCGCCACGUGGAGACCUCAGCUUUCCUCCUUUCAGUUCCAGAGCCUUCUCGAGAACCUCACAGCCAUCAUGAUCCGGGCCACGUUUGGAGAGAACGGUCGUGGUUACCUCGACAACGUGAAACUGGUGUCGGCGCGCCAUGGAGAAGGCAUCCCGGCUCGUUGGGUCCAGACCUGCAGCUGUCCACGAGGACAUGAGGGCGAGUUCUGUGAGCUCUGCUCAGACGGGUUCCGGCGCAGGGUUCCUGCCAACGGAGCCUUCAGCCCCUGCGAUCCCUGCAGCUGCAGGGGGGGGAGCUGUGACCCUCAGACUGGAGACUGUUACUCUGCAGACGAGACGCCCGGUGAACAGAGCUGUUCCGUGGGGUUUUACCAGGACCGGCAGGGGACCUGUGUUAGGUGUCCCUGUCCAGACGGGACAUCCUGCUCACUGGCCGCUGGUUCUCCGGAGCCUCGAUGUGACUGGUGUCCCCCAGGAGCCUUCGGUUCUCGUUGUGAUGUCUGUCGGGAGGGUUUCUAUGGAGAUCCUGCAGGUGCUUCAGGCGUGCAGCGUCCCUGCAGACCCUGUAGCUGUAACGGACACAUCGAUACCAGCGUGGUGGGAAGCUGCGACCGGAGAACCGGAGAAUGUCUGAGAUGUUUGAAUCACACAAGUGGGCGGAGCUGUGAGUCGUGUCUGAGAGGUUUCUACCACCAGAGACUUUCAGACGCCUGCAAACCUUGUAGCUGUGAUGCUCAAGGCUCCGAGUCCGAACAGUGUGAGGAUUCUGGUCUCUGUCGGUGCCGACCGGGUUUCCAGGGUCUGAGGUGUGAACGGUCCAACUGUCCUUCCUGUUUCAACCCCGUCAAAAUAAAGCUGGAUGAUUAUGAGGCCAAACUGAAGGAUCUGGAGAACAUGUUCUCAAGGAAGAAUGGAGCUGUGAAACCAUCCAGUGGCGCUCUGAUGGACGCCACUCUGAGGAUGUUUGAGGAGCUGAUUAACAACCUGCAGAAGAAGGUGGAGGAGCUCACAGGGAUGGAAAGGAGCCUGCAGAGGCAGCUGUCGUCCAUCAGUCAGAAGCAGCUGACUCAGGAACAGGAAGUGCUGAACGUUGACGCAGCAACAGAAGACAUCAGACUGCAGCAGCAAACGUGGAAGACAAAGGUGAAGGACGUCCAAACACUGAUGGACCAGAUGAGACGCAGCCUGGAGGAUGCCAAAGCUCAACUCAGAUCAGUCGAGUUUCCUCUCAGAGAUGCUCCUCUGACUUCAGACCAGUUGGCUUCUCUGGCACAGACCGCCACGAACCUGGCCAAUGAACACCAGGCAAAGGCGGACGCCAUAGAGCCGACAGCCAACGAGGCUCUAGACGAUGCCAAGAAGAGCCUGGAUCUGGUCCAAGUUCUGAUGGACCGGGAGAACAAAGUCAAAGACCUGACUGGAGACCUGAAGGUUCUCUACACUCAGCUCACCUCUCAGGUGAAGACUCUGGAGAACGAGGCUAUGAACCAAAGCGACAAGGCUCGGGUUGAGAGUGGAACAGCUGACCGGAUGUUGAAUGACAUCUCCAGGAUUGAGCAGAGUUUUCCUCCUCCUCUGAAGAUGGAUGUGGGUACCAUGGCACUCAGGCUGGGUGGGCUGGAGAAUGCGGUGCAGGAGAACAUCUCAGCUGUGGAGAAGCUGCAGGAUUCUGUGCAACAAAGCCAAACAUCUGCUGAAGAGCAACUGGCUGAAGGCAGAGCUGCUCAGCAGGAGGCCAACAAGCUGCUAGACAGAGUCAACAUUGCCAAAUCUGAAACAGAGAUCGCUCUGAAGAGCAUCCAAAACAACGUAGACAAACUGGAUGACACCCUGGACUCCCUAAGAGGUUUUGACCAACAAAUCGAUGACAGCAAAGCUCUGUCAGACGCUGCCAUCAAACGCCUUCCAGACAUCAACGCCACCAUCCAAGCAGCUCUUAGCAGCAAUGCUAAGACCCAGUCCACCUUAGACAUUGUGUCCAAAGGUCACAAAAACACACUGGGAACAAUUGACCAACUACAGAACCUCAUCAACAAUCUGGAGGGGACUCUAGACUCGUUGCCACCUCAAGCUGAUGUGGUGACUGAAGCCACAAGGCUGAACAAGGAAUCCAAGGACCUGAAGACAAACCUGGAGGGGGCGGCUGCAGACACGGACUCUCAGCUGGAAGAUGCCAGGCACCUGAAUGCUACAGCUCAGGAGGCUACUGCUGCAGCGACUGGAGCUCUCAGCAAGGCCUUCCAGACCAAAGAGGCCGUGCAGAAGGUUCUGCAGGAUGUCAACCAGCUGCUGGCCUCCCUGAACCAGUCCGAAGUCCUGGAUGAGAAGCAGGUGAAGCAGCUGGAGGACUCUCUGGCCUCUGCUGAGAAGGAGGUGGAGGACCACCUGAGGCCUCGACUCCACGACAUGGUGCAGCAGGAGGCGGCGCAGCGCCGACUCCUGACCCGGAUCAACCUGGACAUCGACAGCAUCAUGGCCGACAUCGCUAACCUGCAGAACAUCAACAGCACCAUCCCUGGCGGCUGCUUUAACAGCCCCCCCAUAGAGGAGGCCUGAAGGACGCAGACACUGAGAGCCCCAUUCUGGUCCUCCUGGGCCACCAUCUAGCCUCUUCCACAGAGUUCUACCUGUUCAGCAGGUCCUCGGGUUCUCCAGUAAUCACCUGCUGAGUGAAACCAGGUGUGCUGGAGCCAAGCAGAGGAACCUCUAAAAUCAUGGUGGUCCUGAAGAAGCUGGAGUUAGUUUAUACAAAACAGAUAUUUUGAUGCACUUUUAUCACCCACAACAGAAGAAGUGUUAACUCCUGAAAUUUUUGAUAUUUAUUGGAUAAUAAAUACAAAUAAAUGCUGGUAAAACAAACAUUUACGAGUCAGAUUUUAAAAUAAAAGCGUGGCCAUGUUGAUGGAGCUGGUUGUGUCUGCAAAUGUAUUUGAUUGUUUACCAUCAGGGUCAAACAGCAGAUAUGUAGUUUUCUAUGUGUGACUGAAAAUAAAAACCUUUCCUACA
Messenger RNA from Nothobranchius furzeri (turquoise killifish), 4210 nucleotides. It is a transcript of the gene lamc2, whose product is annotated as laminin, gamma 2. Gene Ontology annotation, biological process: substrate adhesion-dependent cell spreading; animal organ morphogenesis; tissue development. The record is from RefSeq and is a predicted model, not a curated record. Lineage: Eukaryota; Metazoa; Chordata; Actinopteri; Cyprinodontiformes; Nothobranchiidae. Gene Ontology annotation, cellular component: basement membrane.